AUGUCAUAUUCUAACAUCUAAUAUUCAUAAACUUAAUAAUUUGCUUGCUUUCAUCAAUAAUUUAAAAGUUGUUAGAAUAAAGAUUUUUACUAAAUAUUCUAAUAAACCUACCUAAAAAAUUUUUUUCAGCAUACCCAAGUGAUUUAUCUUAUUCUGAGACUAUCAAAUUUAGUCAUUUAAAACCAAAUUGAUUUAUUAAUCAUUAUAAUCUAAAUAAUAAAAAACCUAAAUAAAAAAGUAAAUUCCCUCCAAAAAAAAAAAAGAGCUUAAAUGGGAAAUUCUAAUCAUUCCAUCACAUUCUACUAAGAGGAUGAUAUUCAUGUAAGGGAGUUAUGCUCUCUAGUAAAUGAUGGGAAAGAUAUUAGUUUUAAAGAUGGAUACCUUAUUUCACAUUUAUUAGUAAAUGCUACUAAGAAAAUCAAAAUAGUGACAGUUGUCGGAGAAACUGGUAAUGGGAAGUCAUCAAUUAUUGAACUUAUCACAUCAUAAUUCACGAAAAAGCCUUAUAAUAUUUUCCAUUCUUACGCUGGAUCAAGCAAUGGAACAAUUGGAAUUUAAUAUUUUAUUACAAGUCUUGAUGAAAAUACAGAUUUAAUUUUAUUUGACUGUGAAGGAUUUGAGAAUGCCUAAUAAGAUUUAUCUGAAAACUAUAUUGAUAAGCUUUAUCUCCUGAUAGCAUAAAUCGCUCGUUUGUCAACUAUCACUAUAUAUAUUUCAACUGACGAAAGAGUGAAGAAGCCUUUUAUUAAAUUUCUAGAGGCUGUUGAUAUUGAAGAUCGUCAUAAAUAAGAUCGUAAUUACUUGAAAAAAAAGGGAAUCCUAUCUAACUUCAUUGAACUAUUAAACAAGCAAGGAAACCUAAAUGCAACAAAAAGCAAGCAUUAUCCAAUUUUCUAAAAAUCUUAUUUUAUUUCUAAAUUUAAAAAGAUUGAUUAUGAAAACGAUUAUAAAAACAGAAAAUAUCUCAUAGAAAUUGAUUAAGAGUCACUAGCUUAGCUUCGUGGAAUAUGUGAAGAUAUCAAAUAAAUGAAAUUUUCUUCAAUCCACUAAAAUACAGAAAGCUUUAACAGGGAUUAAAGUUGUAGAAGCCUUUAUGAAGUAUUAAUUGGCAGUGUGUAGAUCCUCAAAAGUAGAGGGCUCAGUGAAAAAAAGCAUUUUGCAGAGAUCAUCAAUCUUCAGUUACAUUAAAAGAACUAUGUAAUUGAAUAAGUCAAUAAAAUGAAUAAAGAACAACAACCAAUUUUAGAAUAAGAAAUAAAGGAAUUGUUAAAUUGUAUUCCAAAAGGUAAAUACUCCUCCAUUUCUAUCUUCUAGAUUAUUUCCUAAGCAAAACAAUUUAAUACAAAGAGCAAGUUUGCAAGCAAAAUAAAAGAGUUAGAAAAAUAAUGGAGGAAAUAAUUUGCUUAAGGACUUACUGAAAUCUUAAAAAUAAAUAAAAAUGAAUAAAAUGAUAGUGUCUCUGAUGAAUUGGUAAAGUAAUACACUGAGUUAGAAGGUAUGAAGCCUAUUGAAUUUAACUUUCAGGAUAGAUCUGAUAAAAUUUCAGGCAAAUAUAUAGGUUUAGGUAUGUAUGCAAUUGGUGGUUCGGCAGUGGUGAGUGGAAUGUUUGGCGCCUUAAUCGCUGAGAAUUCGACAUUUGUAGUAGGAACGAGAGGAGUAGCGCUAUUUGGAAUUGCUGGAUUCGUUGUUUCUGGUAUUUUGUCAAUGUUGGCUGGAAUUUGGCUAUUCAGGAAACACAUAGACAACGAAAAAAAAAUUAGUUGCUGGAAGAAAGUACUUAGAAGUGGAUUAAUCUCUAGCUUAAAUUAGCUUCAUUUGGGUUGCUAAUAAAGUUGUGAACUUAGUGAUAACUCGCUUAUUCUUUAACAUAUAAUUACAGCUUCAAUGGUAGACAGUGAUCAAUCAAGUACUAUUUUUGGCAGAUAUACUCGCAGAUAAACUGAUUUGAUGAUUCCUUUAUUCUAUUUCAAUUUAAUCAGUAAAUCCCUUAAGGAAAAAAAUAUUAAAUGGAUUUAAGAAGAUGAUAAAACGAAACAAAACUAACAAGCAAAACUUGCAAAAUUAGCUCUUGAUGAAAUUGCAUAAAUUGCCAGCAGACUACCAGAAAUCAAUAACUAAUAGGAAAUCAAGCAAAUAAUUAUUGAUGUGCUCAACAUUCGCUUUACAAAUGAAGAAAAGAAUGCCACUAAAGGCAAAAAUAUAGCUGGAUAGUUUAAUUUGUAGAGUCACAAGGUUACAAAUACUUAAAUCACUAGUAAAUCACAGAGAAUUAUAGAGAAAUGUGCAAAUUCAAGAGUAAAUGAUCAAAAUCUCAUCAAUAUCGUCUCCUCUUUACUUCUACUUAAGCUCUCUGUCUCUGAUAUCUUCUAUAGCAUAAUAUUUUCUUUCUUUUUCCCAAUUGAGCUUCUUUAAACAGAUAAUUUGAUUACCCCAGAAGGUAUUAAAAACUAUUUUGAAUUCUAGGAUCAGUUAUUAAAUACCGAAAUUAGGAGUUGA
This is a messenger RNA of Tetrahymena thermophila SB210, 2496 nucleotides long. RefSeq names its product transmembrane protein, putative. The transcript has a single exon. NCBI's taxonomy places the organism in Eukaryota, Ciliophora, Oligohymenophorea, Hymenostomatida, Tetrahymenidae. The record is from RefSeq and is a predicted model, not a curated record.